Molecule: messenger RNA, 2541 nt
Organism: Penicillium brevicompactum
Lineage: Eukaryota; Fungi; Ascomycota; Eurotiomycetes; Eurotiales; Aspergillaceae
Exons: 2
Coding region: 1-2541 (846 amino acids)
Source: RefSeq, a predicted model, not a curated record
AUGGAUCCACCGAUCUCCUCGACCGAGGACAUCUUCAGCAAUCUCGAUAUCUUCUGUGAAUGGAACGGCAACCCGGAAGAACCCGUGGGUGUGACCAUCAAUAUUGACUCACAGGCGUGGGGGCUCCCAAACCUCAAUUUGCCGAUUCUCAACGUCCACUAUGCCAGCGUCGUCAAGGGUCCAUCACGAUUCGUCUACCUGAAGACAGACCGACCACCAAAUAUCACUGAUACUUUCCCGCCUCCUGCAGCGCGUUCUGUGAGGAAUGGUACGACAAAUCAUUCUCGCCAUGCUUCGGAGAUUGAAAGCGUGAUCCACAAUCUUGAACCAAAGAGUGUGGAAAGCCCUACUCCCCAAAAUAGAAUACCUACCACAGAUACCCUCGGUCCUGCCGUCACUGGUUUGCAGAUACUACCCGAAGUCGACUCGGACGGCGCGACUUCGCCGAGAUCUCGCAAGAGAUCUGCCAAGGCUGCUUCUCUGCCUGACUCAAUUCCACCCGAUGAGGAUCUUGCUGGGAGCCGACACAAACUGUUGAUGACAGAGACGGAUUCCGAGGUAUACCCACUCUGGGACUCGCCGCAUGUUGCGCAAAGUCCUUGCUCCAUUCCUCUUCCUGUCUCGGAUGGGACUGGUGAAAGCUCACCCGAGAAGCCUGAAUCAGUUCAACUGUUUGCCCAGACGCUUGGAGUCAAAUCCAAGGGCUUGAUUCCUGAAGGUCAGAGUGGGGCAUCUGACAGCCUCCCUGACUAUGAAACUCCCGUCAUCAGCCCAGACACAUCCCCCAGCAAAACGAGAGGGGAUGACCAUGGAAUCAUAGGUGUUGACUGUCUUACCCAAGAGAAUCUGGUCGUUCUAGACAACCAAUCCGAAUCUUUGCGCGUAUGUGACGGAAGUCUCGCUGAUGCCGAAGGCAGUGACAAUUCAGCAGAAAUACCACCGCUGUCUUAUGAAGCCAACAGGAGCUCCUACGAUUUUAUGGCGAAUCAUGUGCCCCAGUCGAUGCCAAACUCUCAGUCCUCCGAGAAAGGUGAUAAGCAUGAUGAACCCAAUCUUGCUUUAGAAGAGGAUAUUAUGUACUUCCGAACUCCUCCUGGAAUUCUGCCUAGGAUAUAUCAAAUCGGUAUCACGCUCGAGGUGAUCUUGAGGAAGGGGAAGUCGACAGAUUGGUGGGAGUUAGAUUUGAGAGGCCUGCCUAUGCUCGGCAAUUCGGAGUCUGGAUACCUCUACUUCCGCACCAACCCCGGCCAGGGCAUGGAAUUCGGUACUCAAACAUUCAAGCGAACCACCGUGGUGGAAAAUUGCUUGAUGGCGCAGUUCGUGCCGGGAAAGAACCUUGUGAUUCCACUGCGAAACUGCAACGCCGAACACUACGGGUUCAUCAAUGACUACAAGAUCAACUCUGUGAUCCAUUCCGAGAUCUUCCAUAACACAUCAGGCUAUACCAUUGAAUACACUGCCAUUUGCUCUGUCGAUCUCAUCAACCACAGGUUCUGGAGCGAGCAGUGCAGUUUCCGCAUGUUCGUGCACGGUGGCCAUGAUGGCAAAUACAGUGGUCGUCUCGACGCCGAACACAGAAACGCCGAAAGAGAAAGCUGGUCAGCCAAGCCUUGCCUCUAUCACCUGUGGCUGGAUCCACUUCCAGGUGCGGAAAUCGGCGUCUCACGCGUCGAAUUGACUUGUCCACCCGCUUCACUGGAUAUGUUCGCUGUGCAGUGGGAAGUCAGUGUUCCCAGAGGGAAGGUUAUGACCAUGCCUCGGAUCAAAAACACAUAUGAAAAUGAAGCUGAGACCAAGCUUCGAAACAUAUUUGACUUUGUUGACCGUGAACGGUAUGUUCUCGCAGAACCUUGGGUGCCUGGUCCGAAUCGAACUUUUUGGGACAUGGCAUCGUUGAAGAGACCCUCGUCAUCUGCCCACACAAAUAUAGCUGUUCGGCGAAACGAUGUGAAUGGCUCAACUGCGAAGGAUCUCGCUGUUAAACCAGCUGUCGUCACGAGUAUCUCUGUCACCGAACCAGAGGGGCCAGAGAACCGAGAGGAGCUAGAGGAGCCAGAGAAGCCAGCUGAGCCCGAGAACCAAGAGGGGCCAGAGAGAUCAGAGAGACCGAAGAAGUUACACACCACUUUGCAUUAUUUGUGGCGGAUGAUGAAACUUCUGACAUACGCAUGCUGGCUCUUUUCAACCUUGUACCAGGCUUAUUUAACCUACCUCUCUCUCCACAAUGAUUACACGACGUACGACUCGGUGAGCCUGGCCCAUAGCGGUGGGUCUAUCCCUGAGAUUCAGAAUUCCGCUCAAGCAGAUGCGGAGAGUGGUGACAUUCCAAGUCUUCUUGACAAUGGCUCAGAGCAAGAAGAAGUUUUGCCCAUGAUCGCCGAGCCAGAGCCGGAGCCGGAGCCAGAGCCAGAGCCAGAGCCGGAGUCAGAGCCCAUGCACGUUGGAAAGCCACACACUGGCAUCCCCAGUAGCGAGGAAAUGUCGCUGAGAGAUCGAAUUGAUUACUUCCUGGGGUGGAAGGGUCCCAUCGCCGAAGAGUGA